UUUUGCAUUGCAUUAUAUUCGACGGGCGACAACGUGUAACUUAAUUUACUUUGAAAGAAAUUCGUGAAAAUCACAAAAAAUGGUUCUCGAUCUUGAUUUGUUUCGUGAAGAGAAAGGUGGUGAUCCGGAAAAAAUUCGAACUAUUGUUCGUAAUCGAUUUGCCGAUGUUGGCGCUGUUGAUAAUGUAAUUCUUUUGGAUAAACAAUGGCGUCAAGCUCGUUUCAAUUUGGAUCAGCUGAACAAAUCAAAGAAUAAAAUAUCGAAAGAAUAUGGCAACAAAGUGAAACAAAUGCGACAACAAGGAAUCAAAGAAUCGAAUGAAACAUCAACGCAGCAACCGAAUCAACAACAAGGUGAUGAUUGUACAAAAGUUUUCAGUACCGAAGAAUUACUUGGCUGUAUCAAUGAAAUCGAUGCCAAUACUACAUUGGAACAGCUGAAACAAUUAAAAAAUCAAAUUGAUGAUAAAAUUGUUGCCGUCAAUGAAGAACUGAAUCAAUUGGAAGAGAAUCGAAAUUCAAUUCUUCGUGAAAUUGGUAACAUUCUUCAUCCAGAUGUUCCCAUUUCAAAUAAUGAAGAUGAAAAUGCCAUCAUUCGAACUUAUGGUGAAUUUGAAACCAAACAAUUAUCACAUAUUGAUUUGAUCCAGAAAAUCGAUGGUAUGGAUUGUGAUCAUGGUGCUGAUAUAUCUGGAUCACGUGGUUAUUUCCUUCGUGGUGUUGGUGUUUUUCUUCAACAAGCACUCAUUCAAUAUGCCUUGAAUUUCUUAUACAAUAAUGAUUUUAUUCCAUUGUACACUCCGUUUUGGAUGAAAAAAUCAUUAAUGUCAGCCGUAGCACAAUUGAAUCAAUUUGAUGAAGAACUGUAUAAAGUUGUGAGUAGUAAACAAAAUCUUGAAGAUCAGGAUGAAAAAUAUUUAAUCGCAACAUCGGAACAACCAUUAUGUGCUAUACAUCGAAAUGAAUGGAUAAAUCCACAAUCAUUACCCAUCAAAUAUGCCGGUUAUUCAACAUGUUUUCGUCAAGAAGUUGGUGCACAUGGUCGUGAUACACGUGGUAUAUUUCGUGUUCAUCAAUUUGAAAAAGUUGAACAAUUUAUCAUAUGUGCACCGACUAAAUCAUGGGAACAUUUUCAUGAAAUGAUUUCCAAUUCGGAAGAAUUUUAUAAAUCAUUAGGAAUAUCUUAUCGGGUGGUUAGUAUUGUUUCGGGUGCAUUGAAUAAUGCUGCAGCUAUGAAAUAUGAUUUGGAAGCAUGGUUUCCCGGUUCGAAAGCAUUUCGUGAAUUAGUUUCCGUAUCGAAUUGUACUGAUUAUCAAUCCAGACGUUUACAGAUACGUUUUGGUCAAACGAAAAAAAUGUCCGGCCCAGUAGAAUUGGUUCAUAUGUUGAAUGGCACAAUGUGUGCCAUAACCAGAGCAAUAUGUGUCAUAUUGGAACAACAUCAAACUGCAGAUGGAAUCAAUAUUCCAGAACCAUUACAAAAAUAUAUGCCAGAUAAAUAUUCAAAAUUUAUUCCAUUCACCCAAUGAUUUUUAGAAUCAAUUUGAAUCUGAAAUUUUUUUUAAAUAAAAUUUUUUGUUGUCAAUGUCAAAAUAGUCA
Dermatophagoides pteronyssinus (European house dust mite) is the source of this 1598-nucleotide messenger RNA. It is a transcript of the gene SerRS, whose product is annotated as Seryl-tRNA synthetase. Lineage: Eukaryota; Metazoa; Arthropoda; Arachnida; Sarcoptiformes; Pyroglyphidae. Gene Ontology annotation, biological process: seryl-tRNA aminoacylation. Gene Ontology annotation, molecular function: ATP binding; serine-tRNA ligase activity. The record is from RefSeq and is a predicted model, not a curated record.